AUCCCGCACCAGGCCCUUGCCGCAGAGGCUCCGGGCAGGAGGCGGAGCCCCGCCCUGCCCCCACCGCAGGACGUUGCGCGGACGCGGUGCGUAUUUAUGCGGAGCCCAGCGAGGAGCGGCCCGGCUGAGCGCGGGGCGGAAGCGCCCAGCAGUGCUCCCUCACGCUCAGCUGCAGGCGACGAGGAUGAGCCAGAGAGACACCCUGGUGCACCUCUUUGCUGGCGGAUGUGGAGGUACAGUUGGUGCAAUUCUGACAUGUCCACUGGAAGUUGUGAAAACACGUUUGCAGUCCUCCUCUGUGACUCUGUACAUCUCUGAAGUACAUCUCAACACUGUGAAUGGUGCUACUGUCAAUCGAGUAACCAGAGUUUCUCCUGGACCUCUUCAUUGUUUGAAGAUGAUCUUGCAGAAGGAAGGCCCUCGUUCUCUCUUUAGAGGGCUGGGUCCUAAUUUAGUAGGUGUUGCUCCUUCCAGAGCAAUAUAUUUUGCUGCUUAUUCAAACUGUAAGGAAAAGUUGAAUGAUGUUUUCAAUCCAGAUUCAACCCAGGUACACAUGAUUUCAGCUGGUGUGGCAGGUUUUACUGCCAUCACAACGACUAAUCCCAUUUGGCUGGUAAAGACACGAUUACAGCUUGAUGCAAGGAAUCGUGGAGAAAAGCGAAUGAGUGCUUUUGAGUGUGUCCGAAAAGUUUAUCGAUCAGAUGGCAUUAAAGGCUUUUACAGAGGAAUGUCUGCUUCCUAUGCAGGCAUAUCUGAGACUGUUAUUCAUUUUGUUAUUUAUGAAAGUAUUAAGAGGAAACUACUGGAGUAUAAAACUGCUUCUGCCAUGGACAAUGAGGAUGAAUCAGCGAAGGAAGCAUCGGACUUUGUUGGAAUGAUGAUGGCAGCUGCCACUUCCAAAACAUGUGCAACAUCUAUAGCAUAUCCCCAUGAGGUUGUACGAACAAGACUAAGAGAAGAGGGAACAAAAUACAGAUCUUUCUUCCAGACCCUCUCUUUGCUUGUGCGAGAAGAAGGGUAUGGAGCCCUCUACCGUGGUUUAACUACACAUCUGAUCAGACAGAUUCCAAACACGGCUAUCAUGAUGUCAACCUAUGAAGUGGUAGUCUACUUGCUGGAUGGAUAGCAGUGUGACAAGGCUUCCUAAAAGAAGGUGGAAGAUAGACUGGGGUGGACCACUGAAUGUCAAUGCCGAUGUGGUGGGCAAAAGAAGAGUUCUAUCAGGAACGUGCAGCUAUGGACAAAAUAGAAGGCUGACUGUGGGCAACUAUGAAUCCUAUUGCUGCCUUAUUGUAUGGUCUUGGCUGUGUGACAGAUGGGGAACUGUCCUUUAGAGAAUGUCUUUGUACAUCUCUUAAUUCAAAAUUGUUGCUUUCCUUUCAUCUGUUAAUCUAGACAGGGCCAUUCAUUCAUCUUCAGAGACCUGGUGAGGGAGGGGGCAUAAAUGUGUUCUUGGACAGCCUUACUUCUCUUACUGAUUGCUCUCAACUGCAUCCUGUUUGUUCUGUUUUACUGCACAGUAACCUGUUGCAAGAAUGGGGAAGACAGUGCUUUCAUACCUUUCCAUACCUGAAACUUCAUUCAGUUGCUCUGAAAAUUUGUAGAGCCUGAGGUAGUAAUCAGCGUAUAAAGUGUUUUCCAUGUUGCUACCUCAAGACAAUAUGGUGCAGGGACCCAGAACAAAGUUAUUUCUUCACUACAAAAAGCAAUGCUUAGCUUGCUUGGGCUGUCUUUAUGUGGGGGUUGGAGUUCAAUUGUGCUUGGGUUUUUCAUAGAUUGGUUUUUGUUUGGUUGGGUUUUUUGGUUCAUUUGGUUUUGAAGCUUUAACAGUGUUGUAGGCUAGUGAGAGAGAAGUCAUCUGAUUGUUGAACUCUCGAGGUUUUCUGUCUGUUAGUAUUGGUAUAUGUCGAUUUCUAGUUCUGCUGCAUUAUCUCUUUUUUUCCUGGAACUUUUCAUUCACUAAGACUUACAAAAAAGCUCUCUUGUAUCAUCAAUUUCUUGCCAACCUGUCAGGUCACUCACACAACUAAGGAAGAACUUACUGAAUGCUACUUUGUAGCCAUUUUAGGGGUUCUUAAUGUGAUGAGAAACUCAUCUAGUCCAGCCUACUGUUUGAAAAUGGGAUUGACACAGGUAGUAACAAGCUGUAAUACCAUAAAGUUUCAGUCAAAUCCUGAAUUGAGUUACUGUUAUCUAUAUGGGAGUACAAGGGAGAACACUUCACCAUGGCUGCAACAAGCAGAAAACAGUUGAAAUUGUGGUAGGUCUUUUCAGUGCAAACAGCCUUGGUAUGGAAAAAAUUGCCAAUGAGAUCUGUCUUCUAUACAUUCCCCCUGAUAACUGCAGUAUCACUUCUUCCAGUUUGAGCCUGUGUACUGAAUUGCAGCAGUUCUUGUCCCCAAGAUUGUCUGAAUAUUCAGGUAUUGGCUUUGUCAGUUCUAUAGGCCAAUUGCAAAGCCAUGUGCUGUGCUCACAGUAGGGAUGAGUUGGCAUAUUCUGUCAUAAUUCACAGGAUUUUCCAAAACCGGAUGCUUGGAGUGUCGAAACCAGAAGCUUCAUGUCACCAGAACCUCUACAGGUUUCCAGGCAUCUUUUAUCUGCACUUUCAGUAAUUUCCAAUCUGUAUCUGUGAUCCUCAUGAGAAAUAUGCUCAUUAUUAUCUGGGGUCAGUAGCUUUCUACAUAGAAAUGCUGCUUACACUGGUGUGGAUGGAACUAUGCUAUCAGCUCUUUCAGUGUGGUGCUGCAGUCCUCUUCAACUGUGCAUUGUGUGCAAUGGCUGUAUUUUAUGAAUUACUCUUUAUGCACUUUGGCCUUUCUGGGCCUUAUGACUUCUCUUCCUCUUACUGGUUAUCUGUAGUCAAAGUGUUCAAAACAGAAUUUGGUUUUAAACAAAGCAUGUGGGUUUAUUUCUGUAGAAGCUGUGCAGGGGGAAAAAAGGCAUUUUAUGCUAUAGGUUCAUAGCAUCUGUUGCUGCAGUUUUGUAGGCUGUAUGUAGAAGCUUAAAAGCUCACAGCUUACAGAACAAUUAACUUGAGUUUCUCACUUGCUUUCUUUUUCUUUGACCCUUGUGAUGUUCUUUACAGAGUGUCACAGUAUUUUAAUAUUUCAUCUGGUUCUCUGUGCUAAUUGCUCAUCCUAAAAGCUGCCUUUAUAGUAUGUACAGCAAACUUGCAGUGGCUUAGCUGUAUUAACACUUUCCAGAGAGAAAGAAGUUAUCUUUUUGAAGAUGGAUAGCAUAGCCCAUGAUGUGACCAAAGGUGGACCUGAUAGUUAAAGUGAGGGGAGUGGGCUUUUUCUAGGGCUCUAGAAAAAGUCUGGAGGAUUUGUGACUCUGACCCCAAGUUUUGCUGUGAUGCCAUUUUUUGCAUAGCUAAGUGCAGAAAUAGCUGCUUACUGUGGCUUCCAUUCUGUAGGAAGUGGGUUAUUUUUCAGACUAUCCAGAUUAUUCAGUCAUAGCCAGAAUUUCAGUUAGCCAAGACAAUUUUCGACUUCAGAGUUCAAAGUUGGAUUCAACACUUUAAGAUUCUUCAGUCCCACUAGAUACCCUUUCUCAUAAUUACAUGUGCAUUGUCCAUUGAUUCACUGAGUACCAUAUGUGUACCUUGUCUGGUUAGAGCAGACCCCUGGAGUUAAAGAUGUUGACAAUGAUGAUUCAGUUUGGGAGACAACAGUUGAAAACAGACAAUCAAGUUAUUCCACAUUUUUAACAGGUGUGUAGUGUUUUACACUUCAGGGGUGGUGAUCUUUUUGGUUCACUUUACAUAAACCCAAAGUUUAUCAAGAUUUUUGAAGUACCAGUACAUGCACAGUUACCUCUGUAGUCUUUCCCAAAGAUGUUUGAAUUAUCUAUAUAGUUUUAUUUGGUAUUUAAUAUCUCAAAGGGAAGAAGAAAAUGGUACAUUCAGUAAUCUUAACUACAGAACUAAAAGGAAUGUCUUCAAACUUCCUUCUAACUUGGCCAGCUUCACAGUGAUUUAUAUUUUUCUCUUGAUUUAUCUUUAUGUGUCUUGAUAUAUUCAUCUUGAUUUUUUUUUUGCUGUAACGUAGUAUGCUUGUCGCUCUUUUGUGCUAGAGACAUAUGCAUGUCUGAAGAACUCCUGUUAAUCGGUUUCCUCGCUUUCUUUGCCUGGAUGGGACUUAAGUGUUACUGCGAGCUGCUGAUUUUGACUCAGCAACCAGUUUGGUUUGGGAAACACUGAGUGCAGUGCCUGGAAUCGGCCAAAAGAUGGCACUUGAGCAUGCGUUCAUCACGGCUCUGUCCUGGUCUGGCUAGAUCCGUGUGACAGCUUCGACGUCCCUGAGUGCCUUAGGCACACCAGGGCAAUACGGUAAGGUGGCCUGCCUUGGGAGAGCCGUGAAGAACUAGAUUUCAGUGAAUGCAGUCGCAUUUACCUGCCCUUUCGCUUGGUCCCUGUAGAGUUGUGUGGAGACAGGUGAGUUAUGGUGUGUGGCGGAGGGCUGAGCCUAGCCUAGUCUGAUCUGCUUUAUGCCCAAAUUCUGAUCUGCUAGCCUGUGUAUUAAGCAGGCUUAAACUAGGGAUCUAUGGAUUUUCUUCUAUUUGGCUGCAAGAUUGACCUGUCUGUUCAUAUAUUGACAUUGCAUCUGUCUAGUUCCCUGUUUACAUGAUGCACUCCAUUGUAUUUCUUUACUGUUUGAGGUGUUAGUGAGUUUCUGCUACUCUGUUUUUGUUCUUACAAUACUGUUUAUAACAUUCCUCAGAAGACAGCAUUUUACAAGAAUGCUUCCAGAUGAAGUGUUGAGAGCCUUUAUAAAUGUUGCCUCUUGAUUAAACUGUUUAAAUUUGGAGAAACAAGCAGAAUGCUGAAGUGUGCCUAGGUAAAUGUACUUCUCUGAAUGUUAUGUCAGUUAAGACUUAAGUUUUCAGUUCUUGUAUUUAAGUGAGUCUGCCCACCCUGCAUAUGUGAACGUAAUUAUGCUCUGAGUCACAGCAAAACACAGAUGACAGCCUGGGACUACUUCAGUGCUCAUGUGAGGUUUGCUGUUAUUCUUGUAUUCAUGGAGUUGGCUGUAAACUAUGUGCAUUUGCUCUGUAUUUAUAUAGUUAACUCUUUUUUGAUUGCUUUAAAUUUCAAAGCAAAUUAAAAUAAUGUGGUUCUGUUCAAAUGUUGCCUUCUGUGCCAAACUGUACACUACUUACACCUUUUAACUUUUCUCUUACUGAUAUAUAUACCAGUACUGGGGCAGUUGUGAUUAAAAAUGAUCAGUUCUUAGGACGUUCCAGUAAAUCAUUUGCCAUUUUGUAACAGCUGAAAAUUAUUUUACUUUUUAAUAUAUUCCUCUUGAAGGAGUUCAUGGAUGACAUAGACUCCUUGGAUGUAUUUUUACUGUUGGAUUUGGAUACUGUUAGCAGAGCUGAGUGGUGUUCUCUUAACUGGGAUUCACUAACUAGUGAUCAGAAAACUUAAGCACAUUUGAAGUGCUACCUAGUACAAAGCAUUGACAGAUGAAGGGCAGUAAUCCCUUAAAAUAUUCAGACUUGUACGUGUGGUUAUAACCAAGUUCUUGAAUAUGAAACAUUACUAGAUAUAAUUUCUCUUAAUAGGUGUUUGAUCUGAAGUCUGUCCUCAUAACUUCUUCAGAAAUUGUUCUCCAAAUACAUUCGUAAGCUUAGUUUAA
Molecule: messenger RNA, 5639 nt
Organism: Pogoniulus pusillus (Red-fronted tinkerbird)
Lineage: Eukaryota; Metazoa; Chordata; Aves; Piciformes; Lybiidae
Gene: SLC25A36
Product: solute carrier family 25 member 36
Exons: 7
Coding region: 185-1126 (313 amino acids)
Biological process (GO): pyrimidine nucleotide import into mitochondrion
Cellular component (GO): mitochondrion
Molecular function (GO): pyrimidine nucleotide transmembrane transporter activity
Source: RefSeq, a predicted model, not a curated record